CCGCGGUCACACUGGUGCAUUGUUGUUUCGUUUUCGUUUCGUCGCGUGAAAACUGCUGAGUGUAUAAAAACUGUGCAAAUUGAAAGAAAACUCCUGCAAUUAGUUGGAAGUCCUUUGCUGGGAAGAUGAAGUUCCGCGCACUGAUGCAGGAUCCGCUGUACAUGCGAGAGUUCCAGGCCAUUGUGGCCACAUUGGCCAAACUGGCAAAGGAUGUCGUAAUGAUCCUGGGCUCUCGACAGAUGCACUUCAUCGUGAACGAGGACCAGAGCUCCGCUGCAUCGCCCUUGGUUUGGGCAAGCAUUGCAGCCGAUGAGUAUUUUCCGGAGUAUCGCAUGGAGGCUGCCCGCCCGGAUCAGGAAUACAUAGUUCUGAGCAUGUCUUCGGCUAACCUCGGAAGAGCUUUUUCUGUGCUCCGAGGCGGUGGCGUUAAUAGCUGCAAAUUGAAGUUGCAAAGGAUUCAGUUUCCCUGCAUUUCGGUAAUAGCCUCGGUGCUCUUAUCCUCAUCUACAGAAGCUCGCGAAGUGGUACACGAUGUUCCGGUGACCAUAAUCCCGGCGAGCGAUUGGAGUGCCUUUGUCGUACCAAGGGUUCCUAACUCGCAAUUGGCCUUGAGUUUGCCAACUUUAAGAUUGCUCCGAAGUCUUAUCGAUAAACUUAAAAAUGUAUCCCCUAGCCUCGAGUUUCAGGCCAACUUUGAUGGGGAGCUCAAUGUUAUAGCCACCUCUGAAAUGUCCACCGUGACCAGUCGAUUCCAAAAACUACUGACACGAUCUAUGACAGGAUCUCAGCAGGAGGCCUCUUGCUCGGUGGAUUCCAGAAAAGCAUCCGCUUUCUUUGGUGCACUGCAACUCCCCAACGACGAGCUGACCAUUGGGAUCGAUCGGGAUCAUUCCAUUCAUCUGCAAAUAGAUGUGCGACAAGAAGUCGUCCUGCAUUCCAUUUUGCCCGCCGUUUGCAUGUAGUUUAAAACGGUUUUGCCUUUUGUUAGUUGACAGUCGGCGCCGAAAUAAAUGUAUUCUUAAUGUGUUAGCAAGAAGAAA
Drosophila takahashii is the source of this 1040-nucleotide messenger RNA. RefSeq names its product Hus1-like checkpoint clamp component (gene Hus1-like). The record is from RefSeq and is a predicted model, not a curated record. Gene Ontology annotation, cellular component: checkpoint clamp complex; site of double-strand break; nucleolus. Gene Ontology annotation, biological process: mitotic DNA replication checkpoint signaling; double-strand break repair via homologous recombination; meiotic DNA integrity checkpoint signaling. NCBI's taxonomy places the organism in Eukaryota, Metazoa, Arthropoda, Insecta, Diptera, Drosophilidae.